GUGAGCAUUAGUGUUUCGUAUUCGCAUAUAACAAGCAGGAGAUAUCUCAACCACUUGUUUUCUUCUGUGCAUUUUCAUUCUGAGAAGUGGAUAAUUGAAUCAUUUGCAGUUCUUCCGCGUGAAGUUAUCGUUUCUUUAUUUUGGUUUUCCUGAAGAAAUAAAAAUGGUUAUAAAAGUGUAUAUUUCGGGAAUAUCUGGAAACCAUGAGAUACGAAAGCAUCAGCAAAGGGUGCUGUUUAUUCUUUCAUCUCUGAAAAUCGAUUUUGAAAUCAUAGACAUAACAGAGAUUGGAAAAGAAGAAGAGCGAGAGUAUAUGCGUAACCAAUGUAAAUUGCAUGAAAAGGAGAAUCCUCUGCCACCUCAGAUUUUCAAUAAUGAUGAUUACUGUGGGGAUUAUGAAGAUUUUGAAACUGCUAAUGAAGAUAAUGAGUUAAUGUUCUUUUUGAAGUUGAAAAAUAAAUUGUCAAGUGAAGAUAGUGAUGAAGAAAAGAAGGAAAUGGAUAAUCAACAUCUAAAUAAUGUGGAAACUGGAGAAAGUGAAGCUUUGAAAGCAUAAGGUUGGCAAACUGAAGGUUAUUACUAAGCCAAGGAAUCUAGGUGGAUUUCAUUAUUUUAUAAACAAAAAACAAAAAAAAAACUAGGAUUUUUAUAUCUGACAGUUUUCUGUGUAGUGUUUGUAAAUACACAGUAUAGCUACUAAAUGUAGUUUUGCUCACAAGUACCGAGCUUGCAUAUACAUUUUUUUUUAUUUAUUAUCUUGGAAUUUUGUUUUAUGUGUAGUACACAUUUUAAUUUUAUUGGUAUAAAAAAAAGUAAAGUUUUGGUUGCAGUUAAUGAGAAGAGUACUGCUUUUUAUUCAAUUCACAUUUGCAACUUGACAGAGCAAGUAUUUAAUUCUGUAAUUGAGGUAUAUGUAGAUUCAAAAUUUAAAGUUUAUAUAAUUUCACUUUAAAAGUUUACUAUUUAUUAAAAUAUUAAUGGUUAACAGAGAAAAGCAUAUAUGUAAUUUAUCUUAAUCUUUAUUUAAGAAAUUUGAUAAUGACUUAAAACCGUAAGCUUUCAAAUUUUAAAAUUCGCACUUAACAGAAUUUACACUCAAAUUAUGUACUUUUAAAUGGGCAAAUUUAUAAAUUUGUUUUGAUGUCAUAUUUAAUGUUUCUUCCUUGCCCUAUAUGUUUGUAGCAGAAUUGAUUUAUACUAAAUUUCUAUUGUUGAUUUACAAAUAGAAAAAGACUAGUUAAUCAUGUAUUAGUUUGUGUGAAACAUUGCAUUAUGUGUCAAUAUUUGCUAUUGUUGGCUUUACUUCAUAUUUUUUUUUAAUUUGCAGAUUUCCAUAAGUAUAUUUAAAGCUGUACUACAUAACGUGAGUUUAAUUAAAUCGUCAGUCUUUUAUGAGAUUUGAUAUUGUACUGAUGACUGUUAUUGUGUAGUAAAUGUUUAAAAAGUGAUACUGAUUUUGUAUAUCUUUUGUAGGAAAAUGAUUAGAUAUUGCAUUUAUUUCAAAAAAAAAAAAAAAAUCAAGAUCAUUCAUUUGAUUUAUAUCUGAAAUUUAUGUAUUUUGAUGUAAUUUUUAUUAGUUUUCUUAUAAAACAUUAUUUUUAAUCUGGGUUAAAAAAAAUACAAUUAAGGAGCAGUUGAAAAUAUUUAAAAUGUAUUUUGAUAUUUUAAAAGAUACAUUUGUCAUAUAAAAAAAAAUUGUUUGUAUUUCACUUGUAUAACUUUGAGAAGUGUUUUUCUAAUUCUGAAACUUGAAUCAAGAACUUGUCUUUUAUUUUGAGGACAUUUGUGCCAUUUUUUAAUAUAGUCACUUCAAAGUUGUUGUAAAAUCUACAGUACUAAAUGUUUCUGUCUAUGAAAUUUAAUUUGCAUAAAAUAUUUGCUGUGUAAAUGCAUUUUGUAUGUAUUUUUGUUUUUGUGCAUUCUCAGUUUUGAAGUCUUUUUUCGCCUUUUAUAAGUGUGUUGGCUGUAUACAUUGAUAACAUUUUUAUGAACUAAAAAGCCAUUUCUCAUUGGCUGAUGUAUUUAAUUUAGUAGCCUAAAAAGAUGUGUAAUGUUUAUAAGUUUAAAAAAAAAAAUAUGAUGGGGCCAAAUGCUUAGUUAUAUGAAUUACAGUUUAGCAUCUUCUGUUUAUGCUUUAACCUCAUGUAUUUUGUUCAUGAGAAGCAUAUUUUAAUUUUGUUUUGUUUAAGAAGAUUUCAUUCUAAAUUAAAAAGAAAUGUUGGAAAAAUAACAAUAUGGUUGUUAAUGAUUUUUUUUCAAUGCUUAUUCUGAAAAGUAAAUUAAAAGGGCAAAAGUAAUUAAUUUUAAUAUUGUAUUCUAAAUAGGUACAAAAUUUUCAGAAUUUAAUUGUAAUUUUUUGUAAUGAUUCAUCCUUUAUAAUCAGAGUUAAAAGCUGUCUAAAGCUUAAAAAAUCUUUUUAAUAAAGUAGAUUGUGAGAUGAGAGUUCAAAAUUUGAAUGGAGUUUAAAAGGUCUGUAUUUGUAUUUCUCAUAAAUGUUUCAUUUGAAGAUAUUUUGACUGAGCUUUAACUAAUGCUGAAAUAAGUGAAAUUAAUUGGCUGUUUGAUAUAUAAAUAUAAAACAAGAUACCAGUGUAAAAUAUGUACAAAAGCUCCCCCCCCCAGGGGAAAAAACUGGUUCGGGAACAUCUGAUCUAAUGCUUACUGCUAGCCUAGAUCCAUCAACAAAAUCAUGAUUCUUAUUGGAUAUGUAGCAUUUUCCUAUUAUUGUAAGAAUGGGACUACCUGUGUUUCAAGGUUCUUUUGAUGUGCAAAAUAAAAUCAUUAACUAUAAAUAAUGGAAUACGAAAAACUAAUUUUUUAAACAAUGCAUGAAAAUUAUAUUUAAUUUUUUUUUGGUGGAGUUUAUGUCUCUAUAUUCUCUAAAUUUGAAUUUUGGAAAGAUGUUUGCAAACUACAUUUUCUAGUACCGAAAAUUAUAUUUCUUGGUAAUUCUUUAAAAGCAGAAGAACUUUUGUAGCCCACUGAGUAUUUCAUUAUAGUAUAGUCCACGGUGUCAUGGAAUGAUUUUUUAUUAUGAAAACCUGAGUAUUUUCCUUCAAUAUGCAAAAAAAUUGACCUUCAAUUUUUAGAACUUUUAAAACAAGAAUAAUUUAAUUUUGCUUCAUAUAAUGUAUCAUACAUGUAUUAAUAAAAAUAAUUAGACCACUUUAAUAUCCUAAUAAAAAUGAGUGUAAUAUCACUUGAUAAUGAGCAGUGUUUAAUAUUUUACCAUGUUCUAAAUUGAUUUGCAGAGCUUUUGCUUUAAAUUUAAAAAGUUCUGAUUCUAUGGAAAUUUAUAUAAUUUUUUUUUAAUCUAUAAGGCUGUGAAAUGUAAUUGCUAAUGUAAAACCUGUAACUUUUUUAUUUCUGUAAUUUUAAAAAUAAUUAUAAAGGAAUAACAGCUGGAAAGAGGAAAAUAAAAGAGAAAACUGUGAUUUAAGUGAUAGAAGUUAGAUUGUGUAUAGUUUGUUUGUGGAACCAAUGGUAUCAUUUCCAUUUUAUGGUGGUUUUUUGAAAAACUGAUACAGUGAGAUAUAAGUUGGCAUUAUUUCACUAAUAAAAAAGUGAAAUAGUGCUCAAAAGAUAAGAGAUAUUUGUGAUAUUUGAUGCUAUGAAUUCUGGCCAAAGUCCAUGAAAUCUAAAUUAGAUUCUAGUUCAUAGAAUUGUAUGGUGCUUUGUAAUUUUUUCAUCUUAUUUAGCCUUCCAUUUGACUAUAUGAUGAUCGUUCUCUGAUGUUUAUAAGUUAGUAGUUUUGUAUUAAUGUGUGUAUUUUUUAAAAAUCAGAUAUGUUAAGCCUUAGAAGUGAAGUGCAGUGUAAUUUAAUUUAUUAAAAUAAUAAAAUAAAAAAAAAGUUCAUUUUUUUAAAAUUGUAUUUUGAAUAUAUCAAAAUUUUAUGUAAUAAUUUACCAUAGGUAAAGAAGAAUAUCGUAAAAUCAUAUUAAACAAUUUCUUUUGGGGCUACUUUUGGAGUAAUUUCCUUAUUUCUCCAUUUUGUAUGAUAUAGCUGCACUAUUUAUUUUAACAGUUUGCAGGCCUUAGAUUUAUUUCUAAACCUUGGAGGAAAAAGCAGUUUUAAGCUGGAGAGACAGACCUUCACAAUUGCAUAUAUAUUGCAAUUCAACACGAAGAAUGAAAAAAUUUUGAUGUCAAACUACUUGUAAUAUAUUAUAUUUCUCUUUAUUAUGCCACAUUAAAGAAGUUCAAGCAGUUUGUAUUAUUUGGCAUUUAGUGUCAGCUUAAAAUUAUGAAUAUUUUCUAAAUACAGUAUUUUAUAUAUAAAAAAAUUACUGCAAAUGCAGAUUUUAUCAUUUCUGAAUCUUUUCAAUCAUGCAUUUUUUAAAAUUUUGUUUCAGUAGUGCAUUUAAUAUGUACUUUGAAAUGAAUGUCUAUGCAAUGUAUUAUUUAGUCAUUUUGUUACUUUUAUAUAUCAUAUUCAGCUUUUUAAAUAAAUAGUUUCCUUUAUCA
This is a messenger RNA of Stegodyphus dumicola, 4464 nucleotides long. Its product is annotated as SH3 domain-binding glutamic acid-rich protein homolog. Lineage: Eukaryota; Metazoa; Arthropoda; Arachnida; Araneae; Eresidae. The record is from RefSeq and is a predicted model, not a curated record. Gene Ontology annotation, cellular component: cytoplasm.